Molecule: messenger RNA, 633 nt
Organism: Angiostrongylus costaricensis
Lineage: Eukaryota; Metazoa; Nematoda; Chromadorea; Rhabditida; Metastrongylidae
Source: the annotation of a GenBank genome assembly
UUGCUUACACAUGUUAAAGAACUUGUAGAUAAGUUAACUUUCCCACUUUUUUUAUUUUUAGCUAUUUCAGUGAGGAUAUACCUUAAAACCAAAGAAUUUUUCCUAGUCCCACGAGGUAUAUUUCAUUACAGUAAUACAGACAACACUUUCGACUCGAACUUCAAGAUCCCCAAUUUCGAAGCGUUGGAUCCGAUGAAAGUGGCCAGCGAACUAAUGAGUGCAGCAGCAAAGGCCGAAAAUCGGCGGAAAGCCAUGAUAGGAAUCUUCUUACCUCUACCGUUCGCUGGAAAACCUCUCAACUUCGAGGUAAACUUUAGUUACAUAGAUGUAUCGAUUGUGCAGGAUCAUCUACACGAAAAGAGUGGGGCUGAUCUCACACCAGAAGCCAAAGAGACCUUCAUGAAGGCUAAGUACAUUUGUCUUCAUUCAAGCACUGCAUCUUGUGACGAGGUAAUAAUGCCUGCUGGCACAUUUCCAAAAAUUGAAAUAAGGGUUAUCAGGUGUCCCUCUGACCCGCUACCCCGCGAAGUAAUGGAUUGUUCGGUGUCCCAGACAGAGGAAGAGUUUGAAAUUUUUUUUCGAAAGCAAACAUCCGUCAACGGGAUUGAUCUGGGCAGUCCAAAUCGGCAUUGA